AAAAAAGAGAGGAAAGAGAGAAGGGAAGAGAGGGAGGCACCGACCGCACUGCAACCCAGGAACCUUGCCCCUGCCUGACCAGUAACCUGGCAGGAGAAGGCGGCUGGCUCCCCAGCUUGUCACUGGGAUGUGAGCCGGGCGGGGGCUGCCGGCCGCUUAACAGCCGCGGUAUUCUAUACGUUUCUUCGCCCGUAUACAUCUCCCCGCACCCUCAGAGCGCGGCUCCACGCUGCCCGCAGCCAUGAGACUCCAGCUGCUCCUUUGCAUCGUGUUUUUCCUGCUGGCGAGCCUCCUCCGCGCCGGCGGGCAGAGGCCGGCCAACCUGGCCCUGCGCAGGAAGCUCCACCGGCACGGCUGCUCCCACCGGCGCUGCAUGCCGCUCCACUCCCGGGUGCCCUUCCCCUGAGACAGCAAUUUCAUAAUGGGCUUUUCAGUGUUUUAAAGGAGAAACAAUUAAACUGAUGGAGAAGUUAGUCAGAAGUCCAGACCGACAGCAGCUGACUGAUAGAGCCACCACAGCCCCAUCUUGGCAGUCCUGACUGCCACCUUCUGCAAGACCUGGAACAAAGGCUGUUGGCUCACACCCCAGGGAGGGAGGGAGGGAGAAGAAACGGAGGGUGGUGAUGGGGGGAUGAACAUGAAACUCAUCUGGCUGAAAAAUUCCCUAUCAGUUCUUUGGCUCUCAUAAUGACCAGUGAAAGUUAAAAGACCAAAUCAAACACCAGGUGCCUGAGAUGGAUUUGCAGUGACAUUAAGAAGGAUCUGUCAGAGGGGACUCUUAAUGGUCUGUUCUGUUCAGACUGAGAGAAGUUGGACGUGCUGUUGACUAUUCAAUGUAGGCUGUGUGCAAAGCAGUAUUUACAGUAAAAUACAUCAGAAUCCAGCACAGAACUGUGAAGUCCAUUUUCAGUUUAUACUUUUUAAUAUUCAUAAUAAAUAUAUAUAUGUUUUAACAGCUAACAUUACAUCUUUAUGGAAUUACCUUAAUAAUAACGUAGAAUGUAUAACUGUAAUAGUACCAAAGUUAGCACCACAUUAGUGGUCCUACUGGCUUCAUGUAUAGUAAGCACAGUAGGGGUUUUACAAUAUAAGCAAGCAAAGACAGUAUUAUCCCUCAUUCUGUAGAUAGAGAAUUGAAGCACACAGAGAUAAGAGAUUAGCCAAGGGUCAUGCAAAACUGAUAACUCGGACCCCUCAAGUCAGGCCUUAAGGUCAAGCCCAUCCUCCUGCCUAAUGAGCUGUUACUGCCAAGACUAUCAUUUGUUUUCUUAAACUGGGCUGCCAAACCAGACAGUUAAACAUACUUGAAAAUUCAGUACUAUAGACCUAUUUGCUUAAUAGUAGUUUUCCUAAAAUACCCGCUACAGUAUUAUGAAUAGAGCAUAAAAAUAGACCAUUGAAAAGGAACCUUUGUUUGGUCAACCCCAGUGUUAGGUAGUACUCUAUUCCUGUAAUUAGAAUGAAUGGGAUAUUUGGAACACAGCUCUACAAUGAAUGAGAACUUCAAACAGAAAAUGGGCUGUUCUUUUCAGCACUGGAGGUCAAGAACACAUUGAGCUUGUAUUUUAUGUUUUGUUUUUAAAAAUAUACGUUUCACAUCUUUUUAUAUCAGCAGAAAUUGCAAACCUCCAUAUAAAGGAAAACACAUUGGCCCUUUCAUUAGCAGAACUAAACCAAAUCUGAAAAUGUCAUACACAGACUUUUAAGUCAUUGCACUAGUCUGGAAAGCUCGAACAUUUUUUGUAAAUUGUAUAAAGAUAAGUGAAGAUCAGCAGUGUCAUGGUUUAAAUCCAGUAUUAGAAUUUUGUCUUCCAACACAUAGUUUCUAGUAAGUGAAAAAGCAGCAAUCAAGAACACUAGAAGACAAAACUUUCUAAGAACUUGAA
Molecule: messenger RNA, 1886 nt
Organism: Calidris pugnax (ruff)
Lineage: Eukaryota; Metazoa; Chordata; Aves; Charadriiformes; Scolopacidae
Gene: APELA
Product: apelin receptor early endogenous ligand
Exons: 3
Coding region: 242-406 (54 amino acids)
Biological process (GO): heart development; apelin receptor signaling pathway
Molecular function (GO): apelin receptor binding
Source: RefSeq, a predicted model, not a curated record